Messenger RNA from Hyla sarda, 1914 nucleotides. It is a transcript of the gene AP3S2, whose product is annotated as adaptor related protein complex 3 subunit sigma 2. The transcript has 6 exons. The record is from RefSeq and is a predicted model, not a curated record. Lineage: Eukaryota; Metazoa; Chordata; Amphibia; Anura; Hylidae. Gene Ontology annotation, biological process: Golgi to vacuole transport; intracellular protein transport. Bases 137 to 832 code for a protein of 231 amino acids. Gene Ontology annotation, cellular component: membrane coat; intracellular membrane-bounded organelle; AP-3 adaptor complex.
UGCAUCACUGUAAAAGUCCCCCCGCCAUACUAACUGGCUCCCCUGUAUAUACAGCUCUACCACGUAGUGUCCCUCUAUAUUUCCACCUUCAGGAGAGAACAAGAAAUAAGGAAAUCCAAUCCCAAAAGCUCAUGUGAUGCACCGGUACCUAACCGGAAGUGGCUCCACAUGGGGGACGGCAUUCUGUGGUGCACCGUGGUCGGAUGCUGGUUACCGGUGCAGGAACUGGGAUCAAAGCCGUACUGUCAGGAUGAUAAAAGCGAUUCUGGUGUUCAAUAACCAUGGGAAGCCCCGCUUCAUGCGCUUCUACCAGCAUUUUGCUGAGGAGAUGCAGCAGCAGAUAGUAAGGGAGACCUUCCACCUAGUGUCCAAGAGGGACGACAAUGUCUGCAACUUCCUGGAGGGAGGAAGCUUAAUUGGUGGAUCUGACUAUAAACUGAUCUAUCGCCAUUAUGCCACUCUGUACUUUGUAUUCUGUGUGGAUUCCUCCGAAAGUGAACUGGGAAUUCUUGACCUUAUCCAGGUUUUUGUGGAAACCUUGGAUAAAUGCUUUGAAAAUGUAUGUGAGCUUGACCUGAUCUUUAAUGUGGAUAAGGUACAUUACAUACUGCAUGAAAUGGUCAUGGGUGGGAUGGUUCUGGAGACAAAUAUGAAUGAAGUUGUAGCCCAAGUAGAAGCUCAGAACAAACUGGAGAAAUCUGAGACUGGAUUCUCAGCAGCUCCAGCCCGAGCAGUGUCUGCAGUGAAAAGUAUGAACUUACCGGAACUGCCACGAAACAUAAAUAUUGGUGACAUCAAUAUCAAGGUUCCAAACCUCUCUCACCUGGUAUAAAAGAGGCAGAGAUUGUCUGGUUCUAAUUGUAAUUGUUCCUCCCUUCAUCUCACGACUCUGGACUGUUCCAUUAUUAUUUAAAUACAAGUUGUUAUAGACGUAUUAUAGAAUUGUGACAUUUACUGGAAAACAACAAAUAUAUCAAAAAUAUAUCAGUAGACUGUUUUGUGCUUAAUGUAAGAAUUCAUUGAACUCCACAGCAAUAAGAAAUUAUGGAUGUAGAAAGUGUUACUGGCAGCUUUCUAUAGAAGAUAUAUAUAAUAGCACAUUUAUUUGAAAUUUUGUGUUUUGCCAGUUUAUACAGGUGACAGCACCCCCUACAUUUUGGGCCUGAGAACCAUUUUCAGCCUCACUUAUGGAGUAAUCUCUUAGUUAUAAAACUAUCAACAUGGAUUUACCUGCAUAGUUGAUGGGACUGCAAGACAAAGUUCUCUCUUCAGAACCAGAAUAAGGGUUUUAUUCACAUCUGUGCCACAGAAGGUUCACACAUUUAGUCCAAGAAAACGAGUCCUGCAUGUAGCAAAUAUUGACCAGUCACAGACGUCUCCGUAGAACCUGAUGAAAACCAUUAUAAGUUACUGGGAUCUGACAGACAUCUCUUACCCUUCAUGUGAUGUAUACAGAACAGCUUUGUGGCUUCCAGUGUAAUCGAAUGCCACAACAAGGAUCUAUACAGAGCUUAUACAGUAUAAUGUACAUCAUAAUGUAUCGCCAUCUACUACUGCCACAUUGCUCUUCAUAGGAAAUAAAUCAAAAGGAAAUGUAACAUUGUUUUUUUAAUUUAAGCAUUUUUAUAGGUGUAUGUAAUGUUUUAUAUAUUGAUAUAUAAAACACCAAAUAUUUGUUAGGUCAAGAAAUAUUCCUAUAUAGCCAACAGUGAAAUAAUUCUGUUUUCCAUCCCGUGGAUGUUUUUUUUAAUUUGUUUUUUUUGUUUCCUAAUAACUUAUCUAAGGGAAUUUUUAGGGAAUUAUCUAGUUGUUAAAAGAAAAUUAUAAUUAUUAAAUGUGUCUUAUUCAGUUAAUUUGUUGAUUCCAUUAACUACCUUUGCCUGAAAAUUAAAUUCCAUUAAAUAUAAUCUUGAA